AUGUCUCCUCAGACGAUCGUUGUCAUUGGUGCUACUGGGUCCCAGGGCGGUGCCGUUGUCAAAGAGCUUCUGGCAAACCGGGACCUCUAUCAUGUCCGGGCCAUUACGCGCGAUGUAACCAAACCCGCGUCUCAAAAGCUCGCUGCGCUUGGAGCAGAAGUCCGGUCUGCCGACCUUAAUAGCGGUAGCGAUGCCCUUGCACAGGUGUUCGCUGGCGCUGAUGGUAUCUUUGCACUGACUGAUUUCUGGCAAACGCAAUCUACCGCUACUGAGAUUGCGCAAGGGCGUGCUAUUGCUGAUGCCGCAGCGCGGACUGAAACUCUGAAGCAUUUUGUCUGGAGUGCCCUUCCCGAUCCCGUCAAAUUGUCAAACGGCCAGCUUCUCAAUAUCCACCAUUGGAAGGGCAAGAGCUUGGUCACUGAAUACAUCCAGAAGGAACACCCAGAGCUAUGGGCAAAGACCACUACUGUGCUCUUCCCCAACUACUUUGAAAACUGCAUUACUACUCCGGAUAGGUAUCUUCCUCAGAAGGAUGCGAACGGGGCUUACACUUUGUCAUUCCCUCACAGUCCAGAAACCGUGAUGCCCAACGUCGCCAUUGCUGACACCGGUAAGCUUGUGCACACCAUCCUUCAGGCCGGCUCAAAGUAUUUUACCAAGACUAUUGCCUUCUACUCGGAGGCCCUGUCGGAGUCUGAAAAGUUGGCCAAGAUCGGAAGCCAGUACAACGUUCCCACGAAGUACCAAAAGCUCAACAGCAGAGAAUGCCAGGAGCUUCUUGAAUCUCGGGAUGGCAUGUCUCCAGAAAUCGCGCUGGACUUCACCGAACAAUUGAUGAUGUUUGAGCUCUUUGGUAAUGUCUACGCCAACAAAGAAUUCGUGCAAGCUAGAGAGAUACCUGGGCUCUCACUUCAAACCUGGUCGGAGUUCCUUCGCGAAAAUGACCUGAGCAAAUUCCUGUAG
Messenger RNA from Aspergillus oryzae RIB40, 963 nucleotides. RefSeq names its product NmrA/HSCARG family protein. The coding region runs from base 1 to 963 and encodes 320 amino acids. NCBI's taxonomy places the organism in Eukaryota, Fungi, Ascomycota, Eurotiomycetes, Eurotiales, Aspergillaceae. The transcript has 5 exons. The record is from RefSeq and is a predicted model, not a curated record.